CGGAGCAGGCUGGCUCCUCGCACACGGGACACCAUGGGAGGGACGGCUCGGCACAGCCCGGAGCGCUGCCGCUUUCUGGACGCAGAAGCGGCCAAGCCCAGGAAGAAGAGCUGCCCCGGGUACCAGCUCUGUGGACUGCUCCUCUGCGUGCUGCUCCUUUCUCUUAUUCUGAUAUUUUUUGGUGUCAGAUACCUCUGGAACCCAGCACCCAGAAAAGUUUAUGACAUGGAACACACGUUCUUCAGCAACGGCGAGAAGAAGAAGAUUGUGAUGGAGAUUGACCCACUGACCAGGACAGAGACCUUCAGCAGCGGGAAUGGCAGCGAGGAGAUCCUGGAGAUCCAUGACUUCAAAAACGGAAUAACCGGCAUCUUCUUUGUGGGACUUCAAAAGUGUUUCAUCAAAACUCAGACCAAAGUCCUGCCCGAGACGACAGAGGCCAAGAUCCCUGAGCUUGAGGGACAAGAAAUCACCACCACCUACUUUGAGCAGUCUGUGGUCUGGGUGCCUGGGGAAAAGCCCAUUCAGAACAAGGAAUUCCUGAAGAGCUCCAAAAUUUUUGACAUCUGCAAAAAUGUGACCAUCUUCUGGAUCCACCCCACGCCGAUAGCAGCUCCUGAGCUGGCCAACCUUGAAGGGACAGAAGAAGAAGACCCUGAGCUGCUGAUGGACAACCAGAGCUGGCUGGACGUGGGGAGCGAGCGUGAGCUGGAGAAGGAGGCGCAGGCGGGGCCCAAGCGCCGGGCACGGCAGCUCACCGAGGAGGAUCUGCCCGUCAAUGACUACUCGGAGAACGGGCUGGAGUUCCACCCUCUGUGGGAUGAGCGGGGUUACUGCUGUGCCCGGUGCCGCCGUGCCAACCGCUACUGCCGCCGUGUCUGCGAGCCCCUGCUGGGCUACCACCCCUACCCCUACUGCUACCAGGGCGGGAGGGUCAUCUGCCGCAUCAUCAUGCCCUGCAACUGGUGGAUCGCCAGGAUGCUGGGCAGGGUGUAGCGCCCGCCGCUCCGCCCUGGGCUGCGCGCUGGUACGGGACAGCCCGGGUGAUGUCCGGGUGAUGUCCGGGUGAUGCCCGGGUGAUGUCCGGGUGAUGUCCGGGUGAUGCCCGGGCGAUGUCCGGGUGAUACCCGGGUGAUGUCCGGGUGAUGUCCGGGUGAUACCCGGGCGAUGCCAGGGUGUUGUCCGGGUGAUACCCGGGUGAUGCCCGGGUGAUGUCCAGGUGAUGCCCACACACCUGCGGCCCCGGCACCUCCCGGGUGACCCCCGCACCUCCCGGGUGACCCCCGCACCCUGCACUGCUGCCGCGGGGCUGGGCGAAGCCGCGCCCGGAAGUGUCGCGGAACAGCAAGAGGCAAACAAUAAACGUCUCGUAUGAGCGAUU
Parus major (Great Tit) is the source of this 1381-nucleotide messenger RNA. It is a transcript of the gene TNMD, whose product is annotated as tenomodulin. Gene Ontology annotation, biological process: negative regulation of endothelial cell proliferation; negative regulation of angiogenesis. The transcript has 7 exons. Lineage: Eukaryota; Metazoa; Chordata; Aves; Passeriformes; Paridae. Bases 34 to 996 code for a protein of 320 amino acids. The record is from RefSeq and is a predicted model, not a curated record.